AUGCCGUGUAUCGAUUGUAUGACUCCAACUAAGGCUGGUAAGACAUACCAACUAGAGAUGGACUCUGAACGGAUUGUUCAAAUGUUUGGAACUCUGACAAAGCAAGUGACAAAUAUGACCACCAUAUUCGAAGAACAAUCCAGACUCGUUGAUCAUCGUUUUGCAGACAUAGAAGCAUCUAUUCAACAUGACAAAGAAAGUGUGAAUGGAGAAGAGCUGAAUCAUGAUAGGAUGAAUGCCCGAGAUGGAAAAAAAAACGUCAUGAUAGGAGGAAUGACCGAGACGGCAAAAAACAAAAAUUCCAGCAUGACUAUGAACAAGACCUUGAUUGAAAAGGUGAUGAGAUCAUUGGGAAAAUGCUGA
This is a messenger RNA of Prunus armeniaca (apricot), 363 nucleotides long. The record is from the annotation of a GenBank genome assembly. Lineage: Eukaryota; Viridiplantae; Streptophyta; Magnoliopsida; Rosales; Rosaceae.